Paramecium octaurelia is the source of this 1340-nucleotide messenger RNA. The record is from the annotation of a GenBank genome assembly. Lineage: Eukaryota; Ciliophora; Oligohymenophorea; Peniculida; Parameciidae.
CAAAAAUGGAUAACAAUUAGUAGGUUAACUUCUUGGAGGAUCAAGAGCAAUUAUAUGAAAACGAUGAAUACGAACAGACUAUGGGAAGACAAUUCGAAUCUGUCGUUGUCAUUAAGGAUGAAAAGGGUGAAGUGCAGAAGAAAUACACUUUGACAAUCCAAAUUACCAAAGCAAGUUAUUUAUUCAAACAUUUGCUUAGAUUAUCAAAAGCCUUACUUGGGAGGGUUAAAAAAUAAGAAGUCUGGUGCUUUGUUGCAUCAUGCAUUUGCUCAAACCAAUCAAUAUCGAAGAGAGCAUAAGGAGAAAAAUCACAGAGACACACAAACUCAUUUUGAAUCCACCAAGUCGACAAUCAUGAUGAGAGAAUUUGGUACUUAAAUGGAGAAGGAAGAUCUAUUCAUUGAUUUAAGAAAUGAUAGGACUUUUGAACCAAAAUUGUAACAGUUGUCUCUAAAUCCCUUAGAUAUUUUACAAGCGAAAUGUGGGAAGAGCGAAGAGAAGAGGCAGCUUUAUUUAUUUAACGAUUGAUUCGAGGUUGGUUCGCCAGGAGGAGAACCAAUGCCUUGAGACAAAAAAAGCAAUAAUUACAAAAUGAAUAAUUGGAAAAAGAAGAAGAUUUCAGAAGACAAGAAGAAGUUAGACACAAGAAAGAAAUAGAAAGGAGAACCAAUCCCAGAACCAAAGAGGAUUUCCAAAUUUUAUAUGAGGAAUUAGAAGUAUUUAUCAUCCAUAUUAAUCAGCUUUGGAGAACGACUGAAAUUGCCAGAAUCAAAUCCUCUGCUAUGUCUGAAGAGGAUAAAAGAGCUGCUCUUAAAUAAGUAUUAAAUAAGGAAACCGAUUUACUCUAAACUAUAGACAGGUUGAAGAUUAUAGCCAAUCAAAAGAACAAGGAUGAGAAAAUCAAUAAAUUCUUGAAGUCUAUCUCAGAUCCUAAAAAGUGGCUUAGGAAAUCAGAUGGUAGAUUCACUGAAGUUCAUACUCUCUACACCACAAGAGCAAGAGAAUUGAUGGAUAUUUAUAAUGGUAAUAUAUUCCUUUUGAUUUAUAGGCUUAAAGCAAAGGAAACUAAGUUUGGAUGAAAGACUAGAUAUUCUCGUUAAUACCAAAUGGACAGUAAAAGAAUGGGACUGCAAUCUGACAAGAGAGAUAGUUGAUUUGAUUGAUAGGGAAGCUGACAUGUUAAACAGAGGUAGACCGGAACCUUCUUUGGAGGGAUUAAGACAAAGACUAUAGAAUCUAUUUUUAUAAUUCAUAGAAACACCAGAAUUCAACCCAGAAGCAGCCAGAUUUUAGAAAAUACCUUAUGAAAUCCUAAAAUCCACUUCUUGAUCCAAAAGUGC